Brettanomyces nanus is the source of this 330-nucleotide messenger RNA. RefSeq names its product AAA ATPase Elf1 (gene ELF1). Gene Ontology annotation, molecular function: RNA polymerase II complex binding. The transcript has 2 exons. Gene Ontology annotation, biological process: transcription elongation by RNA polymerase II. Lineage: Eukaryota; Fungi; Ascomycota; Pichiomycetes; Pichiales; Pichiaceae. Gene Ontology annotation, cellular component: transcription elongation factor complex. The record is from RefSeq and is a predicted model, not a curated record. Bases 1 to 330 code for a protein of 109 amino acids.
AUGGUAAUGAAGAAAAUAAAGCAGAAGCUGGACACCCAGUUUACCUGUCUCUUCUGCAAUCAUGAAAAGUCAGUCACGUGCACAAUGGAUAAGAAGUCCAAUGUGGCCACAUUGCUCUGUAAGGUGUGCGGGCAGUCGUUUCAGAGUCCUAUAAAUUCACUUUCCGAACCCGUCGAUAUUUAUUCCGACUGGGUCGAUGCCUGUGAGGCUGUGGCUGAGGAAGAGGCCAAGUUGGUUGAGAAUGGAAAGAGUCUGUUAGAUGCUGGUGAUGGAGACGUAGACGGUGACGAAGAUGAAGACGUCAAGGCAAAGGACGAGGAUGACUACUGA